Molecule: messenger RNA, 1143 nt
Organism: Megalops cyprinoides (Indo-Pacific tarpon)
Lineage: Eukaryota; Metazoa; Chordata; Actinopteri; Elopiformes; Megalopidae
Product: carcinoembryonic antigen-related cell adhesion molecule 1-like
Exons: 5
Coding region: 1-1143 (380 amino acids)
Source: RefSeq, a predicted model, not a curated record
AUGGAAUCUGUAGCUCUGAUCGCCGUCAUCCUGGCUCUACUCACAGAGAUCAUAUCUGGUGCCACCAUCACAGGCCCCACAGCACCACUGAUAGCAGGUAUCAGCUCUGCCAACCUGAGCUGCCAGGCAACCGCUGGCACCAUCACCUCCAGACAGUGGCUGAAGGAUGGUCAACCACUGUCUCCUAGCAACAGAACCACCAUCUCAGAGGACAACAGUUUUGUGUCCAUUGACCCUGUGGAAGGCAGUGAUAAUGGAGAAUACCAAUGCACACUCAUCAACCCUGUGAGCGAUGACACUGCCAGCUACAACCUGAUCGUCAACUACGGACCACAGGAUGUUGUCAUACAGGGAGAACGUGAGGUAGAAGUUGGUCAGAGGGUGGAGCUGAAAUGUUCUGCUUUAUCGAUACCUCCUGCAACAUUCACCUGGACAGUCAACGGGACAGAGACGGAUGUGAAGACAGCUGAAUAUACCAUAGAGAAAGCCACCCAUGGCAACAGUGGGGAUUACAUCUGUGUGGCCAGCAAUGCAGUGACUGAAUCAACUCAGGCUUCUCCUGUCCACGUUUUGGCUGUUUAUGAGAGGAUAUCUGGUGCCACCAUCACAGGCCCCACAGCAGCACUAACAGCAGGUAACAGCUCUGCCAACCUGAGCUGCCAGGCAACCGCUGGCACCAUCUCCUCCAGACAGUGGCUGAAGGAUGGUCAACCACUGUCUCCUAGCAACAGAAUCACCAUCUCAGGGGACAAAAGCUCUGUGUCCAUUAACCCUGUAGAAGGCAGUGAUAAUGGAGAAUACCAAUGCACACUCAUCAACCCUGUGAGCACUGAAACUGUCAGCUACGCCCUGACCGUCAUCUACGGACCACUGGAUGCGGUCAUCCUGGGAGAGGACACGGCAGCGGUCGGCUCGACCGUCGUGCUGUACUGCUCGGCUCCCUCGGUUCCGCCGCCGGCCUUCGCCUGGGAGGUGAACGGGACACAGACGGGCGUGAGGACCGCCGUGUAUGUCAUAGAGAUGAGCAACGACACGGACAGCGGGACGUACGCCUGCCUGGCCACCAAUGACGUGACGGGACUCAGUGCCUCUGCUCGCCACGAACUGACAGUUAAAGGUGAAAUGCAGAAACGUAUCCUGUAG